Emiliania huxleyi CCMP1516 is the source of this 994-nucleotide messenger RNA. RefSeq lists its product as hypothetical. NCBI's taxonomy places the organism in Eukaryota, Haptophyta, Isochrysidales, Noelaerhabdaceae. Gene Ontology annotation, molecular function: mannosyltransferase activity. The transcript is spliced from 4 exons. The annotation marks the transcript as partial. The record is from RefSeq and is a predicted model, not a curated record. Gene Ontology annotation, biological process: mannosyl-inositol phosphorylceramide biosynthetic process.
GCCAGCUUGGGGAAACUAUCAGCUCUGUGACCGUCACCCCGGACACCAAGAACAAGCCUUCAAGAAGAAGAAGAAAUGUCUCAAAAUUUUCGAGAUCUGGGUCGGCGAGACGGCUGGCAACAAGCGAUGCACCUCCGAAUUCGAACUCACGUCAUCACGCUUAGCGCUUGGCAAGAUGAUGAUCGCCGCGGUUGCCCUCGUGCUCGGAUUCAACGCCAACGACGACGGCUCCUCGUCGACCUCGUCCGCACGCGAGCUCAAACUGACUCAGAGCCUGCUCCAGGCUUCCAGCCAUGGCGCCUGCUUCAACCCCGCCGGGACCGUGAAGGCGGUCGCCACGCCCGUGGUGCCCAACAACUUGCUUUUCAACCACAAGACGAAUCUGCUCGAGGCCGACGACCUGUCGAACGACGACCUACUCCUCCGCGCCAACGUGAAGCACGCCGUCGAUCUUCACCCAGGCGCGACCGUGAUCUUCGAUGACGACGCGUCUUGCUUGGAGCUUCUGGAGAGGGCCGGUGCCGCCAAAGAGCUCAUGCAGUGGUACGCCCACCCCGAGAAGAUGCCCGAGCGCGCCCUCCCGCUCCCGGCGCACGUGCCCUACUACUCCGGCAAGUACCGCUCCGACCUCUGUCGGAUGGCGCAGCUCUUCUUGCACGGCGGCAUGUACCUGGACACCGACGUGCAGCUGGUGCGCUCGCUUGCGCCGCUUGCCGGUAGCCGGCUGACGACGGUGCUAGGCGAGUCGGGUGACCACGUCUUCCAAGCGCUCGUCGCCUCCGAGCCCGGCUCACGCACCAUUCGCCGUUCCAUCGACUACUGGGGUGAGUUCGCGCGAGGCGAGCGCGCCGUCAGCUCGCUCGUCGGCCCCGACCUGCUGCUCAAGGCGAUCGAGGAUGAGAACUUUGCGUCACCGCGGACCAAGAGCGAUAUGACUGGUUCUUCUCCUGCGGGCGGUUCAGGCUUCGUUUCGGAACCAUCGGCGAUAGUGUAG